AAAAGACCUGUGAAGUGAUUCUUAACGAAGCAAACAACUGGGGUUGGGAAGAGACGAGCAGAGAAUCAUGUCAUCGUUCGCCGGUUCAUUUGGUGACGAGUCUCGGCUCACCGGCUCCACUAGUCCCUUCGACGAUGAUGGAUACAUCGGCUAUGAGCCUCGCUUAAAUUCUCAGCGGUUCGAGUCUUACAGCAAAUUCGAUACUGACUCUGUCAAGGACUCGGCCGUUGAGUCGUCGCCGAUCUUCACCUCUCAUGCAUAUACCGGUGGCGAUGACAUGUACUCAUCUCAUCCAGUGAGAGAGAGUCCUCCGUCGAUCUAUUCUGGUGGUGCUGGUGGAGGAUUCUCUAUUGCUUUCUCUCCGGAGCAGAAUGGCGGCCAAGGAUUUAAUGGUCCGAUCUUGCCACCACCAGCAGGGAUGCAGGCAGAGGAAGGAUUUGCAUUGAGAGAGUGGCAUAGGCUGAAUGCGAUUAGACUAGAAGAGAAAGAGAAGGAAGAGAAACAGAUGUUGCAGCAGAUAAUAGAGGAAGCGGAGGAGUAUAAAAGGGAAUUCUAUCGGAAGCGCCAAUUGACUAUUGAGAAGAACAAAGCCUCCAAUAGGGAGAAGGAGGAGCUGUUCUUGGCAAACCGGGAAAAGUUCCAUGCCGAAGCUGAGAAGAAUUACUGGAAAGCAAUUGCGGAGCUCAUUCCACAUGAAGUACCAGCCAUGGAGAAAAGAGGAAAGAAAGAUCAAGAGAACAAGAAGCCAUCUAUUGUUGUGAUCGAGGGACCCAAGCCUGGAAAGCCAACUGACUUGUCAAGAAUGCGUCAAAUCCUUCUCAAGCUUAAACAUAACCCUCCUCCUCACAUGAAGCCCAAACCACCACCACCACCAGCAGAGCUGAAAAAAGACGCUAAGGACGCAUCCCCUGCCCCCACUGCCACGCCAAAUGUUGCUUCUGCUAAGGCUACAACAACUGCAGCUCCAGCAAUUCCCGUCUCAAUAGCAGCUGCUUGAAAAGCAAAGCUGCUAGAUGUUAAAAAUAUGCAUAUGAAAGUAAAUUUAGUAGUGAGUUUGUAAAGUUUAGUAUAAUCUUAAAACUUGUAUUGCUUCUUACAGUAUUUGGAAGCUGGCAUGGUUGGCACCUGGCAGUUUUCUGUGUUGGAACGUUUUUAUGGUUUGUGUCAAUUUUGUUGGCUUAAGGUUUGGUGUGAUAUAUUUCAUGUGAAUUUUGCCUUUUCCUAUCAAUAUUUCUCUUGUACACGUAUUUUGCUUUGAACUCCUAUUUUAAUGGUACAGGCAGCUCUGUUUUACCA
Molecule: messenger RNA, 1296 nt
Organism: Jatropha curcas
Lineage: Eukaryota; Viridiplantae; Streptophyta; Magnoliopsida; Malpighiales; Euphorbiaceae
Product: clathrin light chain 3
Biological process (GO): clathrin-dependent endocytosis; intracellular protein transport
Cellular component (GO): clathrin coat of coated pit; plasma membrane; clathrin coat of trans-Golgi network vesicle
Molecular function (GO): clathrin heavy chain binding; structural molecule activity
Source: RefSeq, a predicted model, not a curated record